UCUCUCUACAACCUCCCACACAGACUGCAGACCAGCCCCACGCUGACAGAGGAGAGGGAGGGUGGGAGGAGAUAGAGAAGAACCAAGGCAACCGACACAUUAACAAGUAACUUACAGUCUACACACUGAGGGCAGAAGAAGGAUCAGUUAUAAACACUCAACUCACAGAUGAUUCUCACACAAGAGGGUGUGACUGUUUGAUGAAGGAUUGGUGGCUGAUUCUGAGGAAUGUUUUAACCUCCUGUCAGCUUAAGGAAAAGUAAACUUCAAGCAGAGAGGAGGAUCUGUGCAGCAGAGAAGAGGACUCAAGUGAGGAAAGGAAACUGUUGCUUGGAUUCACACACAUAUUCUCUUUUUUGCCGAUGCAGCUGAGACAGAGAGGACGACGGCUUCAUGGGUGAAAGAUGAAUGUCCAGCUGUUGGGCGACUGUGUGAGUGAUUCUGCUGCAAUGGAGGGCGUUUCCCAGCACACCCCAUGGACUCCCGCCGCCGCCGCCGCCUAUGCCUCCUGCUUAAUGUGGAAAGCCUAGGAUGGAAGAGCCACCAAGUGCUGCUCUGAGGCACUGGAACAACGCUCUCGACUUCCACAACCUCAACCGUCUCGCCUCCUCAUUCACAAGCACAACCAGCUGCUUUGCUGCCGUCACCAACCAGACAGGGACCACCGCCACCGGGUGACAAGACUCCAGGAUGUUCAUGAAUUUCCGCCGGAUACGAAAGUGCCAGUGUGUGCAGCUGAUGACCACCUGCCUGGUGCUGUCAGUGAUGAUGGUUUGCUGGGAGCAGCUGGACGACAGCGUCGUCAGCCACUUCAAGUCCUACUCCUUCCGCUACCUGGUCAACCGCUUCACUUACAUUAACAGGAGCCUCACCAUCCCACGGGAGCAGGCCAGGAGCUUCAGCGACUUCCGCUACCUGCUGAACCACCCGGACAAGUGCGCCGACAAGGACGUCCUCCUCCUCCUCUUUGUCAAAACGUCCCCGGAGAACAUUGAGAGGCGGAACGCCAUCAGAUCCACCUGGGGUAAUGAGACCUACAUCCAGAACACCCUGGGAGUGACAGUCAAGGUGGUGUUCGCCUUAGGAGCGCCUCAGGCCAAGAAAGACGAGCCCUCAUGGAGCAAGAGGAGCAGGGUUCAGGAGCAGCUCGUCAACGAGGACCGUCUCCACGGCGAUUUGAUCCAACAAAACUUUCUAGACUCCUUCCACAACCUGACCCUGAAGCUGAUCCUGCAGUUCCACUGGAUGCACAGCCGCUGCGCACACGCCCGCUUCCUUAUGACCGCCGACGACGACAUCUUCGUCCACAUGCCCAACCUGGUGACCUACCUGCAGGACGUGAGCAGCAGAGGUGUCACAGACUUUUGGGUCGGUCGCGUGCACAGGGGGGCGCCGCCAAUCCGCAGCAAAGACAGCAAGUACUAUGUGUCCUUUGAGAUGUAUCCGUGGUUGUCGUACCCCGACUACACAGCCGGGGCUGGGUACGUCGUCUCCAGGGACGUGGCGGGCAAAAUCUACCAAGCCACACUGACCCUGAACGCCUCUAUUUACAUAGACGACGUGUUCAUGGGCAUCUGCGCCAACUCCGUCGGCGUGUCACCGCAGGAGCACGUCUAUUUCUCAGGGGAGGGCAAAGCGCCCUACCACCUGUGCAUCUAUAACCAGAUGAUGACCUCACAUGGUCACGUGGAGGAUAUCUACGACUUGUGGAAGACGGCGACCGACCCGCAGGUGAAGCAGAAGACCUCUGGACUCACAGGGAGGCUGUACUGCACAGCCGUGAAAAUGGCUCUGCUUUGUAAACCGUACUAUUUUAACACCUACCCUUGCAAAGCAGCCUAUUUGUAGUAUAACGUCAGGUUUGUGUGUGUGUGUGUGACAGAGAGAGGGGGAGUGUGUCAAAGGUCAUAUAGAAAGGAGGAUCAUCGCUGCGAAUAUUACCUCAGUCCUUUCAGUCGGACACCCAUGUCAAAACACUGGAGCAUGUGUUCUGUGUUUCCAGAGGCAAAGAGACCAGAUUCAUGUUUGUUUGAAGAUGCUGUUUACAUGUCGUCCCAACUGAAAGCCGCUUUGCUCAAAAAUGGGAUUUUAAUUGAUUAAUUAAUUUAUUUUCAAUCUCAACCAGUUGAUUAAAAGAGUAUUUCCUCCUUGUCUUGGACUUUAUUUCCACUGCUGUGACGCAUACUACCCAAUAAACAACUUUUCUUAACACAAGGCCAUCUGUCUCACUGGCAUUUACCUAUUUUAUUACCUUAUAAGUAAAAUGCAGAAGUAACACAUCUAGGUGUUAAAAAUAUACAGUCAGUCAGUGAUGUGUCAAAUCUAAAAAUGUCUCUGUGUCAUGAAGUGCAAAAUUCCUCACAGUGAAGUAGAGUAGACGUGCAACUGAGAAGACUUUACAAACAGUUCCUGUGCUGAAAAUAAUGAUGAUGUACUGAUGAGCAACAAAGUGUGGGCUCUAAAUUUAAUAUUUUCUUGUUAUAAGAUUUCUUAUUGUAAUUAAGUUUGUGAAAAACUUUUUUUUUAUGAAAUAAAAUCUCGCAAGUGAAAGUCAAA
Messenger RNA from Sebastes umbrosus (honeycomb rockfish), 2556 nucleotides. Its product is annotated as lactosylceramide 1,3-N-acetyl-beta-D-glucosaminyltransferase A-like. NCBI's taxonomy places the organism in Eukaryota, Metazoa, Chordata, Actinopteri, Perciformes, Sebastidae. The transcript has 3 exons. Gene Ontology annotation, biological process: brain development. Gene Ontology annotation, cellular component: membrane. The coding region runs from base 691 to 1848 and encodes 385 amino acids. The record is from RefSeq and is a predicted model, not a curated record.